This is a messenger RNA of Saccostrea cuccullata (small rock oyster), 612 nucleotides long. Its product is annotated as serine/threonine-protein phosphatase 6 regulatory ankyrin repeat subunit A-like. Gene Ontology annotation, molecular function: protein binding. Bases 1 to 612 code for a protein of 203 amino acids. The transcript is spliced from 4 exons. NCBI's taxonomy places the organism in Eukaryota, Metazoa, Mollusca, Bivalvia, Ostreida, Ostreidae. The record is from RefSeq and is a predicted model, not a curated record. Gene Ontology annotation, cellular component: nucleus. Gene Ontology annotation, biological process: regulation of gene expression.
AUGACAGAAGAGAGACAGAACAAGUCUUAUGAAGAAUUUCUGAAUUUCCUACUGAUAUAUAAAAAACACGGUGGAAAAUUGGAUGACGUGGACAGGAAUGGGAACACACCACUUAUGUUGUUUUUGAAACAUGGACUUUACGACUUCGACAACACUCAGGAUAAACUUGUGGAUCUGAGGGACGAGAUAGUGUCACUUCUUGCUUGUGACGGAUCGACUGUAAGAAAACGGAACAACACAGGAUUAUCAGCUAUACACAUUGUCUCGUCAAAAGGAUGGUUAAGCACGAUGAAAAUCCUUGUACAAAAGGGGGCCAACAUUUCCGAGAAGGAUGACAAACACAAUAGAUGUCUUCAUCUUUCCCACAUGGGAGAAAACGGAGCUGAUCCAAAUCAUUAUACAGACGGCGAACCGCCCAUAUUAUUGGCCAUUAAGUCAGGACAUACAGAUAUUGUAAAAUAUCUUAUAGAAAAAGGAGCAAAUUUUCACUCGUGUGAUCGAAAGGAAAAUACUACAUUGCAUAUAGCGUGCGAUUUAAUAUUGAGGACACUGUCAAGAUAUGGACCAUUUGUCGUGUUUUAUACACAAUUACAUACGAGAACUCUCCAGUAA